CAUAAGGGAAUGGGUCUAAACAGCGAGGAAUGCAAUAUAUUUUGCUGCUAGUCUGAACCCGUUCCAUAUAGGAUAUAUAAUUGUUUCGUGACGUAUGCUACAGAUGGGUUCUUCUGCAAGUACUAGAAGGAUCCCACCAGUGCAAAAGAUCGCAGAACCUCCAUCUGUCGAAAACUCAGACGCUAGCCGAGAAGUAGGAGGCCACGAUGAAUCGGACAGUGGUCCAGUGGCACCGGAAGGAAUAAUUGAGCCAUCCAACCCGGCAGCUCCUGCUGACACCCUGGCUGAUAUUUCAGACGUUCUGCUUGUUGACUCUGCAGCUGCAAAGGCAAAACGAAUCCAGGAGUUUAGUGAGGAGAUCAAACAAUGUCUUAUCCCUGUAAAGGAAGGUAUCCAGCACAUCCAGGAAUGUGACAAUUUCCCAUGUGUCUCGUGCAACGGGCACAUGAGGGCUAUCAACAAAGUUUCUGGGAACAAGAACAUUGACCGCAACGCUGCCGCGGAUGGGUUGGCCAUUGACACGGACUACUGCAAAAUGUUUAGCUAUAGAUGGUCAAAGGGGAAAUUGUUACAACAGAUCGAGGAUGCUGAUGCUGAAGAAUUGACGCCUGAAAAGAAAAGGAUAUUUACGUUUUAUAUUGAACUGUUAGGUUCCAGUUGGAACUUCACCGAUAAGUCCGAGUACUUCUGUCUGCAAAUGGAAGAGGACGGGUGCCUGUCGUUGAUAUCAGACUGGUUUUUACAUCUGAUCGAGGGUUCAAACUCCAGAAAUAAAUGGGUUGAUGAUCUAGUCUUCGAUGCAAUGAACGUACUUGACAAUUCAUGCAUGAGAGUGCGCGCGUUGGCUCCGAAGCACCACCGAGUCGUACCUGCUCUUCAGAAGUUUAGCGAGUCAACAGGAAGACUCACCCAGACAAUUGCGUUUAUGACGUUGGCUAAGCUGGUGAAGAAAGAAGAAGCCGACAAGCUAUCCACCAAUACCAAAUGCAUAUUUUUUCUAAUGUCUCUUCUCAGGAAAUGCCUCUCAACUAGAGACCACAAGGCCUCAAUUAACAGACAAACAGCUAAGAAGAACACUGUCACCAUGGUAAGUCUAGAUGCAGAAGAGCUUGUGAAAUCCGUAGAAGAUCUAGCCAUUAAUGAUAUCAACAAAAAGCUCAUUGCUACAGAAGGUGGGAUCCCACUCCUUGCGGAACUGCUCAAACCAAAUUGUUCCACCGAAGAGAAGAUCUCUGCCGCGAAUACCAUCUGGAGACUGGCAUUCCUCAAGGAAAAUAAAGAAAAACUCCGCAAAUUCAAGGGUAUCAUAUACAAUCUGACCGAGUAUUCCCAAAGUGAGCACGAAAAACUCCGUACAGCCUGCAUGGGAGCUCUCUUCGAGAUCUACGAAUCCAGACUUCCUGAAAACCUGAAGAGCAAGAAAACCGACGAUGGGUCACCGCAGAGGGCGCCAUCCGACACUGCAAAGUCAACUGGACACAUCAUGCUCAGCUACAAAUGGGAACACCCGUCCAAACCUGUGAUGCGUGAGUUCAAGAAGGAGCUUCGGAAAAGAGGAUACGCUGUGUGGAUGGAUGAGGACCAUAUGAUGGGUGAUAAAAUUGGAGCGAUGGCAGAAGCUGUAGAGAAUGCUGAGAUGAUAAUUGCCUGUAUUACAAGUGGUUACCAAGAUAGUCAAGACUGCAGAACAGAAGCAUCUUAUGCAUAUGAAUGCAAGAAGAAGAUUAUUCCAGUGAAAGUUAAGGCCGACUUCAAACCUUCUGGCUGGCUAGGGGGUAUUACGGCCGGGAAGAUAUACUACAUCGUGCAAAAAGCAGAGUUCGUCUCCGAAGUACUUCCUAGCAUCAUAGAAAAAGAAUUCGCUGUGCAGAAAGAAACAAUCCAGAAGGUGAAUGCUACGACAGGGUCACAAUUGCCGGAACAGGAACCGAAUUCACCUCCAACAGAAUCCCAAGUACCCGGAUGGGAUUCAAAGAGAGUCCAGGAUUGGCUGGCAGCGAACAACGUCACAUCACGUAACAAAGCGCUUAAAUCCAUCAACGGAACUCAGUUGCUGCAGCUCAAGAAACAGCUUACCACAGUACCACAUGCGUUCUACCAGUCCAUGAAAGAUGAUAUGAAGGUUCCGUACCUUGACGUUCUUUCCCUCGCAGCUGCACUUGAAAACCUUGAAUAGUCAGGUGGUGUUUGCGUAACUGUCGAUCACGUGAUAUCACCAACGGUACCAUCAGCGUGCCCAGUACCGGCAACUCAGGAAACAAUAAUGUUCAUUGCCUUGAAGUUCUUUCUCUCGCAACUGCCCUUGAAAGCCUUGAUGAGUCACUCAGUACUUGCAUCACUGCCAUCACGCUAUAUUUGUAACGGACCUGUUACAACAACUCAAGAAGCAACUUGCCCCAAUGCCAAAAAACUUAAUCAGUCAAGACCAUCAAAUGUUUAUCACCUUGUUGUCCUUUCUCUGGCAGCUGGACUUGAGACCCUUGACUAGUAGAUGGAAUAUGUUGUAAUUAUUACAUUAUGUUUACAGUUGUUAUCAUGGUUAUGAUAGAUUCCAUAUGAUGGUAUUUCAAUCAUGUAUAGUGGUUUGCGCGCUUGCAGUGACAAUCCAACUAUGAGGUGAAGCUGCAGCUGAAUUUGGCAAUGCUGGCAUCAAAAGUUAAUCACUGGAAUAUAACCUGAUUGGUACAAAUUUUCAAAACAGCGACACACAGACCCCUCUGUCUCUCUAACACAUAAAAACACGGCUGCCUUCACGUGCAUCCUGCUCCCUCUCUUUCUGAUACGGGUAGAUAUAGUGUUUAGGAAGCAUCUUAAAAUAAACAGUACCUUACUUCAGUCCCUACUGUAAACGAAGUCAUCAACUGUCCGAAGAUUUUCUCUUGUCGGGGAAGUUCCACAAUGUUCUAUAAUGGGACCAUUGCUACUCAUUCUCUACGCUGGUCUCCUAUCUGUGUCAUGAUAGUGAUUACAUAUUUGAGGCGGGUGUUACAUCACUGUAUGUUAUUAUUUUUGAGCAUUGCGACAUUGUCUUUGGGAUGGUAUAUAUAUAUAUAUAUAUAUAUAUAUAUAAAAUGUGUGAAGCUAUACAUGUACAAUUUUUCCAAAGG
Messenger RNA from Lytechinus variegatus (green sea urchin), 3107 nucleotides. RefSeq lists its product as uncharacterized. Bases 95 to 2176 code for a protein of 693 amino acids. Lineage: Eukaryota; Metazoa; Echinodermata; Echinoidea; Temnopleuroida; Toxopneustidae. The record is from RefSeq and is a predicted model, not a curated record. The transcript has 6 exons. Gene Ontology annotation, biological process: signal transduction.